GACAGGAAGGCCAAGGGCGAUUUCAAGAGCCCGCAGGAGCUGGAGGUGUGGCUGUCUCAGUUCGACAUCGACCUGGGCGCCUGGGGCCAGGACGGCUUCAAGACGGCCGUCGACCUCUAUAGAGAGGUGGAGAGCGAGGAGACCGAGCUGGAGCACUGGGCCCGUACAGACGGUGUGCCACUCCUCAUGCGGGUCGUCCACGUGCUCCAGCUCAAG
Molecule: messenger RNA, 216 nt
Organism: Prorocentrum cordatum
Lineage: Eukaryota; Dinophyceae; Prorocentrales; Prorocentraceae
Source: the annotation of a GenBank genome assembly